Lycium ferocissimum is the source of this 1547-nucleotide messenger RNA. RefSeq names its product serine/threonine-protein kinase OXI1. The coding region runs from base 185 to 1402 and encodes 405 amino acids. Gene Ontology annotation, molecular function: ATP binding; protein serine/threonine kinase activity. Lineage: Eukaryota; Viridiplantae; Streptophyta; Magnoliopsida; Solanales; Solanaceae. Gene Ontology annotation, biological process: protein phosphorylation. Gene Ontology annotation, cellular component: nucleus; cytoplasm; plasma membrane. The record is from RefSeq and is a predicted model, not a curated record. The transcript is spliced from 3 exons.
ACCUUUAUAACUGUGAGAUACCGUAUUUUUCAUCCACUCUAUUCUGUACAAAAACAGUAAAGGAAAAAGGGAGAGAAAACAAGUUUUCUCAUCAAGAAAAGCAAAAUCAGAAGACGUCCACUCUAGAAAUCAAAAAAACACUAAUAGAUUCGGAUUCAUCAAGCUGAUUGCAGUCACAUCCAACAUGAUCAACGUAAACAAACAUGAAAAGCCAGAGAAUGUUGCCUCUAUAGAGCUGCAAAGCCUGAAGGUAAUUACCCCCCUUGGACGCGGAGGUAAAGGAGUGGUGUUUUUAGUUCAAACACAGGACGACGAGUUGCUUGCUCUAAAAGCUAUUUGUAGAGCUUCAAUUGAGAAGAACAAUUCCAAUAGAAACAGGGAUGGCAGCGAAUACAGAAGAAUUUGGCUCGAGCGCGAUUUGCUCAGUUCUUUUCACCAUCCGCUUCUCCCGAAAUUGAAAGGAGUUGUAUCAACUGAUAAGAUUGUUGGAUAUGCCAUUGAUUAUUGUCCUGGUGGUGAUCUCAAUUCUCUCAGGAAAAAACAAACUGAAAAGAUGUUCUCAGAUGAUACUAUAAGAUUCUACGCGGCGGAGUUAGUGUUGGUUUUGGAGCAUCUACAUAAAUCAGGGAUUGUAUACAGAGAUUUGAAGCCAGAAAACAUAAUGAUUCAAGAAACCGGUCAUAUAAUGCUAAUCGAUUUCGAUCUCUCUACAAAACUCUCGCCUACAACUCCAGAAACUCGUCAAAUAAAAACAGCCCAUCAGGAACCCGGAAAAACCGCGUUGAAGAGCAAAAAGAAGAAAAAACUAUCUCUCUGGAACAAAUGUUGCAAUUCAGGAAUCUCUCCAGAUGAUCCAAUCCACUCGGUUCGACUCGAAUUCGACCCUUUCGAAAGGUCGAAUUCAUUUGUCGGAACAGAAGAGUAUUUGGCCCCCGAGAUCAUCUUAGGCAACGGUCACGAUUUCUCUUUGGAUUGGUGGUGUUUGGGAGUGGUGUUAUACGAAAUGCUGUACGGAACGACUCCCUUUAGGGGCUCGAACCUGAAGGAAACAUAUUAUAGAAUACUCUCCAAGGAACCGAAUUUAGUAGGUGAAACGACGUCGUUGAGAGACUUGAUAAGGAAGUUACUUAUAAAGGAUCCUAAACAGAGGAUAUCCCUGGAUGAAAUUAAGGGUCACGAUUUCUUUAAAUCUGUAGAUUGGGAUUUUAUCGUGUAUCUUCCAAGACCACCGUUUAUUCCUGUGGUGUCAGAUGAGAAUAUUAUAGAGGGGAAUAAGGAAAUUGAUGUGGAGUUAUUUGUACAGGGAGUGUUUAAAGUUGAAGAGGAGGAAGAUGAUGAUGAAAAUAAAAACAAAGGGGGAAUAAGUUAUCCUACCAAAGUUGAUAAAUUUUUGGUCUUUUGAUUUAUUUUGUAUAAUCUUACCUGAAGUACAGAGUAAGUUGCUGACACAGUAUUAAAUGAUUUUUGUUAAUCUUUGUCAGUCUUGAUCAUGUAACAGAAUUCUGAUUCCAUUUCGAACGCAAUAACAAUAUUGAGAGUUAACUAUU